AGAUGAAAGGAUGAAACAGUUGGGUUCUCUCCAUUACGGAGGACCCCACACCCAGACUGUCCAAUUCAUAUCUUUCUUCCCCAAAUACCAAAAGAGAUGGAUUGAUUGAUUCGACUCGCCGACUCGACCCCAACAAUUUUAUUUAUUUAUUUAUUUUUAAUUUCAAAUCAAAUCCUAAAACUAAGCAGCACGCAUCUCCCUCACUCCUCCACACAGAAAAAGAGACUGUCAAAUCAAAACGACAAGAGCAAUAGUGGACAAUGGUGUCGUACGUGAGCGCGUUUCUGUACGGAGUCGGAGGCAUAGUAGUAGCAGGGAUGGCUUUGCUUGUAGCCUUUCAAGAGAAGCUCGUCUACGUCCCGGUCUUACCCGGUCUCACUAAAUCCUACUCGAUCACUCCUGCUCGACUCCGUCUCCUUUACGAGGACGUUUGGCUCCGAUCCUCCGAUGGCGUCCGCCUUCACGCUUGGUUCAUUAAGCUCCUCCCUGAAUGCAGAGGUCCAACUGUCCUGUUUUUCCAAGAGAAUGCCGGAAACAUUGCGCAUCGUCUUGAAAUGGUCCGCAUAAUGAUUCAGAGGUUGCAGUGCAACGUGUUCAUGCUUUCAUAUCGAGGUUAUGGAGCAAGUGAUGGAUAUCCUUCGCAGCAUGGAAUUGCAAAAGAUGCUCAGGCUGCUCUGGAUCAUCUUUCACAGAGGACUGACAUUGACACAUCUAGAAUAGUCGUGUUUGGGCGGUCACUUGGGGGUGCAGUUGGGGCUCUGCUCACCAAAAACAACCCCGAUAAGGUUGCUGCAUUGAUCUUGGAGAACACUUUUACAUCCAUUCUAGACAUGGCAGGGGUUCUACUGCCCUUCCUAAAGUGGUUUAUUGGAGGCACAGGUUCAAAAGGGCCUAAAAUUCUUAAUUUUCUUGUACGUUCUCCAUGGAGUACCAUUGACAUUGUUGGCCAGAUUAAUCAGCCAAUUCUUUUUCUUUCUGGAUUGCAAGAUGAAAUGGUUCCUCCAUCACAUAUGCAAAUGCUCUACGCUAAAGUAGCUUCUCAUAAUAGGGAAUGCAUCUUUGUGGAGUUUCCUAAUGGCAUGCAUAUGGACACUUGGCUUGCUGGUGGUGAUCACUACUGGAGAACUAUUCAGCAGUUUAUUGGAAACCAUGUUCCAGAGGUAAAGGAACAUGAAUCAUCCCACGAUGACAAAGAUACUGAGGGGAGUUGCAGCAAUUAAAAGCUCUUUGUGAUGAAUUCCGCUCACUGAAUAGUGAAAUCAGUUCAAGGCAUUAUGGUUUUCUUUGAGAUUUUUGUUGGUUUUACAAGCUCCAGCAGAUGUUUAGAAAUAUGAACGCCCAUUGGUAUACUGUACACCAUUUGAUACAUCUCCUUAGCUAGUGAAUUCUGACGGGUUCUGAUUGUAUGAAAGAAAUCUCUGAAAAUUGAAAUAAAUUCUUGGAGUUCAUAUGCUGGACUCGUGUGUUUCCUA
This is a messenger RNA of Populus nigra (black poplar), 1472 nucleotides long. Its product is annotated as alpha/beta hydrolase domain-containing protein WAV2-like. The transcript is spliced from 9 exons. Lineage: Eukaryota; Viridiplantae; Streptophyta; Magnoliopsida; Malpighiales; Salicaceae. Gene Ontology annotation, molecular function: serine-type peptidase activity; palmitoyl-(protein) hydrolase activity. Gene Ontology annotation, biological process: proteolysis. The record is from RefSeq and is a predicted model, not a curated record. Gene Ontology annotation, cellular component: membrane. Bases 261 to 1220 code for a protein of 319 amino acids.